Messenger RNA from Hermetia illucens (black soldier fly), 7065 nucleotides. It is a transcript of the gene Taf4, whose product is annotated as transcription initiation factor TFIID subunit 4. The record is from RefSeq and is a predicted model, not a curated record. NCBI's taxonomy places the organism in Eukaryota, Metazoa, Arthropoda, Insecta, Diptera, Stratiomyidae. Gene Ontology annotation, cellular component: transcription factor TFIID complex. Gene Ontology annotation, biological process: DNA-templated transcription; transcription initiation at RNA polymerase II promoter. The coding region runs from base 1336 to 4863 and encodes 1175 amino acids. The transcript has 11 exons. Gene Ontology annotation, molecular function: protein heterodimerization activity; RNA polymerase II general transcription initiation factor activity; DNA binding.
UGCGAAAUUGUCUGGCCUGUGACAAGUGCAACCAUUACAUUUCUUUCCAUCGUUCCCUGAACAAGAGUAGCAAUCUCUCCUGGAAAGUCGCUCUACUUUCUUAAUUACACAGAUUUCUCUCGUGAAAUGUUAGCUGUUUGUUUAUGUGUCCCAGCAAUGAUGAGCAUUCUGUUUCGUUAGAGGCAUUGGUACCAAUAUAAGUAAUAUUACUUGACAAAAAAAUUCCCGAAAAUGGCACGUUCAGAAUAAAAUAAUAAUAAUCGUUGGCACCAGAUGGUCUUAUCAAUGCCUUUCACAAUCUAUCCCCAACGAUAAAAUGUGCGGGGACACCCGUAGCCAACUUCAUGCAGCACUCGCCCGCGCUUUUCCAUUCACCGAAAACCCCUAUUCCACAUCAGCACCAUCUUGCACACAGUCCCACAACAAGAAUUGACAACGCUUCCCCCUAUUCCGAGCCGACUGUCGCGCGCACUGCUUUGCCGACGUUCUUGAGUUUUGUAUGUGGACGGGCAACUUUUUUGAAGGGACAAGACUCUUCCAAAUCGCGCUACUUCCCGAGCAAUUUUUCCUCGUAAACAUAACCUUUUCCCGUUUUUCGCUAGACCUACGCGUCCCGCGCACAGAAUUCACUGUGGAAAGCAAGCACAAGUGGGUCGGGCAGGUGCAGUGUGUGAGUUUCGCCGCGAAAUCCGCCGUGUAGUCGGAAAAAUCGGUGGAGUUCCAAGGAGCGCUUGUCACUGUCGCGGUCGUCGCCGAAUUCGAGUGUCGCUCCGCGGGUGCAAUUGCAUUUCGCCAAGAGCCGGCGAUUCUGUGAACGUGCAGUGGCUCCGGGCGGAGCAGGGAAUAGUGGAGUGCUGGAGUGAGGGCUCGAGCGUGCUAAUCCAAGUGCAAUGCCGGCCAGCGGCUAUCUCCUCGCAAAAUCAAUGGGAAAGUGCUCAUAACGCGGUAAUUUGUCUGCCAUAUGCCAUCCGUGCAGUGCUACUCGGUCGAAGGUGGCGUCCGCGACUCAGUUCCCCACGCGAGUUGUACUAGAGUGAUGUUUUUGUAGUGUCAUUUCGAAUCUCAGCCGGGUGACUUUCGGGGUUGCUGUUGGUCAACAAGUAUUGGUGUCGUCGGGCCCCUGAUGCGAUUAUCACCCUGUUUUGAACUGUGAUAUUUUCCAGACUGUUUCGGGGAAUUCGUCCGGAGUCCCGUGUUCGCGAUGAUCCCGUUCGAUUGUCGUACUAGAUCCGCGAGCAGGAGAAUGACGUCCCCCCACCGCCGUGCUGUCAAUGCCCCUGAACGACAUUCGCAACUACUCGGCGCAGAUGGAGCGCCCGUCGCGUGUGCAAGAAAAUGGCGUCAGCUGCCAAAUUGCUUGACAACGAUGCUCCUCUGAACGCCGCGGAUAUCACUAAUUCUGAGGUGAGUCCCUUGAAUUGGACAAGCGAAAAACAUUGUAGUGACUCGCGAACGUCACCCACGCUAAAUAACAAUUCGAUAAAGAACCUAAAAGCGGUCGAGGCCAAUAAUAACAUUGACGCGCUUUCGCACAUUACAAGCGCAGGUGUUGCCAUAUCCGACCCUAGUCUAACGUCAAAUGGACAUCAUCACCGUCAAAGUCUACAGCAGGCUGAACCGCCGUCGCAGCAGCCUCCUGAAAAAACUGCCGAAAACCCUGCAUUUCGCGCGUCCGUCUCCACAGAUACCGGCAAAUUCUCAGAUCCCAUUACUUGUGUGACCGAGAGCAGUUCGUUUCCAGUGACCGAGGCCGCUCAACAGGUGGCGAACGCGAAAAUUGAAAGUGUCGGCUACUCGCACUGUCAGAAGACUCCGCCACCGUUGUUGCAAUUCUCACUCGCGGCAGCGAACCCGUCAAUUACUACGUAUCCAGGCGCACUCGGAGAGCCGGCGCCCCCAGGAAAUCCAACGAGCGCGACCACCUAUCAACAUUCGCAGCAGAAUAUGCCAAAGAGCAAUGAACCAAUUAAAUUAGUUUAUCCAAUAAGCACCAGCAAUUCGCAUCAUUCGAGUUCGCAGCAGCAAUCUCAGCAGACGCACUCGUCGCAGGCGUCUCAAAUUGUGACAAUGAACAGCAGUAGCGGUGCUCCGCAGCAGCAGGCGGGAAAUCGAGUCACCUUCACUAGCCAGUCGCUCCCCAACGGAACCAUCAACAUUACAACGUCGCAACCGUCGCCCCAGCAGAUAAUGCAUGCCGUCUCGUCUGCCGGCAUCCCGAUUACGACAACAAUAAAGACCAUCACCGCCGCGACUGGCACCGCGCAGCAAAUCCAGCAACAGGCGCAGCAGCAAGCGCAGCAGAAUCAGGCUAAUCAAAAUAUUGUAAGCACUUCAACAAUGCUUCCGGCAAGUGUUCAGAUAGUUGGGAUGCGUCCCGGCGCACCUACACAGAAUCAACAGAAAAAUGCUGUCUCUGGUCUUUCACCCCGCGUCGUAAUUGGAGGUCCCAUGGUAGGAGCAAGACCGCAGAGUCCAGCAAUAACAUUAAAUGCAUUACAGCCAGGCCAAGCGGGAUCCGCUCUGCUACUGAAAACAGAAACAGGCUAUCAACUUCUACGUGUUGGGCCGCCAUCAGCAACGCCCGUUGCCCAAAAUAUACCGAAUUCAGGAAAUCAAACGAUACGAUUACAGACUGUUCCGGCUGUAAGUAGAUUCACCGGUCCACCAUUAGCACUCCGUAAAACGAUUGUUACUCAGCAUCAGGUGAAACAGAAACAAAAUACCGUAGCAUCAGUUGCGAGUAGUAUAGCUGCCGUUAAUUCCGUAAUUUCAACAAACACAACCCAAGUAUUAGCGACGUCUAAUUCCACAAACAUUCAGCAACCUCAACAGACAGUUGUUGCCUCAGUAGCUCCGGUCCCGAUACAAUCGUCACAACCCGUCACGAUCCAACAGCAACAGUCUCAGACGCAGCAUCAGCAAAUCCAACAGCAACAAGUUGUCCAGGCGGCGCAAACCGUCGCGUCCAUGAACAAUGCUGCUACGUCGACGACAACGGGCGUUAUGACACAAACACAUGCGCCUCCCACGCCAACGCAAAAUGCGGCAUCUCAGAAAAAACCAAUGUUACAGGGAAAUACCAAAGAAAAGUGUCGAAAAUUCUUAGCUAAUUUGAUCGAGCUAUCGAGCCGGGAGCCGAAGCCCGUUGAAAAGAACGUGAGAACUCUUAUUCAGGAACUGAUCGAUGCAAACGUGGAGCCUGAAGAAUUUUGUGAUAGAUUAGAACGACUGUUAAAUGCAAGUCCGCAGCCUUGUUUAAUAGGAUUUUUAAAGAAAAGUUUACCUCUCCUGCGACAGUCAUUGUUUACAAAAGAAUUAGUAAUUGAAGGAAUAAAGCCACCUCCUCAGCACGUUGUCGGGGUGAUCGGGUCAACAACGUUAACUACCACACAGCUACCUAAAAUCCAGGCGCAGAUCCGUCCUAUUGGCCAACAGACAACAACAAUAGGACAAACACAAGUAAAAAUGGUGACGCAGACAGCACCGCGGCCUGUGGGCCAAACGACAAUAACAAAACAGACGGCAGGCGGAGUUCGUAUUCAGGGCCCGCUGACCACGUCAAUUGGUAUUUCUAAUACCGGUCCACGUCUCAUGAAUGCCCAAAUACGACCUGUUGGGGUCCCAUCGACUCCAGCAGGACUAGUUCAAAGUAGUAAUAUUCAAUCCCCGCCUGCAUUACAACCUGUAACUGGAUCACAAACUUCAUUUACACCUACCCAGAAUGUUGUUCAAAUCCGUACAACAAAUACAAACCGACCGCCUGCAACGGUGCAAAUACGGGCGACAGCGCCCAUUAUUCGUCCUACUACGCCGGGGAACAAAAGUUCUGGACCAACAAUAACACAAGUAAAAGUCGGACAAACGCAAAUUAAGCAAAUAACAGCGCCGAACGCCACCGUCUCUGUACCAGUCAAUAGUAAUCUUACAGUAAACAGUAAUAAUAGUAGUACACCAACCAAUGCCAGCACGAAUAAAGUGGUAACAAUUAAAGCACAAAGUGCCCAACAAGCAUCGAGUAAAAAGGAUGCAAAGGAAAAAGAUAAAAGCAAAGCUCUGACGACAUCGACAUCGGCUUUCUUUCAACAAUCCUCCGUUUCAUCGUCAAUGUACGGCGAUGAUGAUAUCAAUGAUGUAGCCGCAAUGGGUGGUGUUAAUUUAAUAGAAGAAUCACAACGUAUUUUGGGGUCAACGGAAAUGAUCGGAACGCAAAUUCGAUCAUGUAAAGAUGAAGUUUUUCUCCAUUUGCCGGCGUUACAGAGUAAAAUUCGUGCUAUAGUAGCGAAACACGGGCUGGAAGAGCCGAAUCAAGAAGUGGCGGUCCUUAUUUCGCAUGCAUGCCAGGAACGUUUAAAGAAUAUUGUAGAGAAAUUAGCUGUGAUUGCAGAGCAUAGGAUUGAUGUAAUAAAGCUCGACCCGCGAUAUGAAAUUACAAAAGAUGUUAGAGGUCAAAUAAAAUUCCUAGAAGAGUUAGAUAAGGCUGAACAGAAGCGGCACGAAGAGCAGGAACGAGAGAUGCUUCUUCGUGCUGCUAAAUCUCGGUCGAAAAUCGAGGAUCCAGAACAAGCGAAGCUCAAAGCAAAGGCAAAAGAAAUGCAACGAGCAGAGAUGGAAGAACUGCGGCAACGUGAUGCAAACAUGACAGCGCUGCAAGCAAUCGGACCUCGGAAAAAACCUAAACUAGACGGAGAUGCAGUUGCUUCAUCAAUCCAAACUGGUACAACGGGACUCGGAACAACUGGUAUUUCGGCUCCGCCUCUACGGCCUCGAAUAAAACGUGUUAAUCUAAGGGAUAUGUUAUUCUUUAUGGAACAAGAACGCGAGACGUGCAGAAGUACAAUGCUUUAUAAAGCCUAUCUUAAGUGAUCGAUAAUUUCUAUGUGUCGUCACAUUUCGGUACGGAUACCCCUAGCCGCCACAUAUAUCCACCAUCGAUGUGUCAGUAGCACUGCUAUCGUUGUCAUCGUCACCCUCAUCACCAGCAAGAUUAACGUCACCGUCAUCAAAAGCAAUUCGCUAUUCGAGUUCAGAUGUUUGUUCUUCUGUUUUUCGUAAUUUUCACAACAAUACAUAGAAUAAUUGCAUAGAAUGAAUAUGAUUAGUAGUACUACUAAUGCGUUAAGUUAGCCCUUAAAAUAUCAUCUCCAGUUUGAACCUCAGAAGCAUAUUGAACGCCAGGUCUGCAACAGAUUGACGCGCGCUUAAGCUAAGUAAGUACGAAUUUUUGUGAGAUUCAUUCGGUGAUGCUUACAGUUGGCGUGGAGGUAGAUUGGUGUGUAUAUUUCAUAAAUAUAAAGACGAAAGUAAUUUGAGUUGAAGUGGGAUUUUUAGCUGAACGCGAAUUUAUAAGAAUUAUCUAACUCCUGUGGAAAUUCCGGUUUCAAUUCUACUGCAUUGAUAGACAAUGCAUGAGCAUUUGAUACGCAAUAUUGCUCGGUUUUUUGGUUAGGAAGUAUUUGCUCCUCAUACACCAAUUCACGCUUAGUGCAGAAAACAAGGUCAAAACGAAGAAUAUUUUUGCUCCGUAUAACAGAAUAGUCUAGGUGGCGGUAUCGAUGGAGAAAAUCAUGCAAACAAGUACAGUUUAUGAGUUCGGUUCUCUUCUUUGAGCCCACUAGGGGUUCAUAGAUGAGUGGGAUAAAAUGAAAUGCGUAAUGUGUGAACAAUUAAAGGAUCAUGUCCGCUAAGUGGAUUUUGUGAUUUCUGGAUUUAGAAAAACUUUACCUUUAUUUCUUGUUAAUCAAAUUUUGCUUCAAUUUUAUUUGUUCAUUUUAAUGAUCGUUCUAUUAAAACUUUUUCCGGUUAUCAUGUAAUUAUAAGAUGAAAAUUUAAUGUAAAAUUUGUUAAUAACCUUCAAUUAUUACGUCGUUCUAAAAAGCAAUUAAAUUGUAAGUAUCAAAAUAUAGUUUUCAUUUGGUUUUCAUGGAGUUAGUCACAAUUUUCGAUCAAUUUAGGCACUUCCAUCCAGGUUCAAGAAAACGCAAAGCAAACAUGUUAAUAUCAAUCCGCGAAUGGGCCCAAUAUGCGAUUGUGUAUGUUCAAAAGUAUAAAAGAUACCAUAUCAAUCUAUUGUGGUUAGUGGUAUUCUGGCAAACGUGAAGUGGAAUAUAUAAUGUUAGCUGGGCUAUCACGCAUAAUUGUUGGUGAGUUCAUUCAACCUCCCCCAUAAGCCCAACCACACUUCUGCUCCAUUGUUGUUUACAUCCUGUAUUUGGCCAUUUGACUAUUGGGUGGUAGACAAGGGUCAAAGUAAUUUGUUUGUUAAAUGACGUGAACCACUGAAAACUCCACAUUUUCAAUAUCUCAUCUCACAGGCAUUAAAAACCUUCACUCAAAGCAUACAUCAUACAUCGCAUUUCCGUGUGGAUUUCAAUUAUACCAAGCAAACCAAACAGCUGAGUAUCCUACCAGAACCAAUUGGUACAUUUCACAACACAAACAAGAAAAAAAUAUAAAAUCAAUAGGUCUUUCAUUAGGUUCAUGUAUAUUUGAGCUACAGAGAAACAGAGGGUUCUCUGACAAGGAAAACUGAAAAACGAACUAAACCGGGAGCUCUUGUAUAUUUCUGCUAAGUAAGUUUCAUUUUAAUGUUUUUAGUUUUGUAGGAUCUAAAGGAAAGGUUUAAAAAACCAAUAUAGAACCAUCAACAACAAAUUGAUAAAAAAUAUGAAAAACUACAAGAAAAAAACUGAAGGAUAAUGAUGAAAGACAGGCGAAUUCAUUAUUAUCCACAUAUGUUAAUUAUAUAUAUUCUAAUUAUUUAAUUCAUGAAGAUGAAACAUUUAUUAUUAUUGAUCAAUCUAUUUGUAAUAUGUUUAGCUUAAGAGAUAUAUUUUAUUAUUACGAAUAAAUGAGAACUAGGGUUGAGAGUAUCACGUUCGGUGAAUAAUAGUAGAAUAAAUCAAAUUCUAAUUGACUUAUUUCUUAUUUUUUCUAAAAAGCAAACUUGGUUAAUCAAAAUAAUGUUUAAGUUUCCUCAUAAUUUCUUUUUAUAAAACGAAAACUAUUAUAAACAAUACAAACAGGAAAAAUCUAAAAAAAAAAAAAGAAAAAAAUAUUAUUUAAGUA